AUCAAGUAGUCAGUGACUUGGAUCAUAACAUCAUAGUAUUCAUAGUUGGAUAAAAACAAGAACACAAUAUAGAACAACAUGAAUAUGUUUAUCAUUGUUUGUUAACAUAAAAAAGUAAAGUUACAUUAAUUUAGUUCUUGCAUUGCUCAUAUUAUCUCUGUAGGUGCCUAAAUUUUAUUUGAUAUGGGACAAAUGUUGAACAUAAAAAUGAAGAUCAAUAAAAAGCUUUUGCCUAUUAAAGGACAUUUCUUUUUUUUUAAUGCAGGAACUGCUCCACUGGUUCCAUAUUUGAGCACCUAUGCUCGACAAUUGGGAUUUUCGUCAGGGACUGUGGGUCUCAUAUACACAGUUCUGCCAAUAUUUGGUUUAAUUGCAAAACCUCUGUUUGGUGUGAUUGCUGACAGGUUUAAGAAGCAAAAGAUAAUUUUUAUAUUGUUUCAAUUCAUAACUAUAGUAAGUUUUUCUGCUAUUUAUAUUAUACCACAAAAUGAAUCCAAUGUAAGUGUGGAAUUAGAUUGCGGGCACCAAGUUACUGAAUUGAGAAGUUGUUAUAAAAACGCCGAGUCAAUAGACCAAUGUAAAAUUAACUCUCUGGGAAGUCUCAACAGUAGCGCUUUUUGCCACAUGAACUGUGAUAUGUCUCCAAAAAUGUGGCAAACAGUUUGUGAGCAUUGGCAUAUACCACGAUAUUGUUACAGUGAUACUAAAAGUAUUAAUUAUAUAUCACAAAUCAACAAAAUUACUGUCGAAAAUGAUAGCUGUGCCUACAUUUCUUCUUCUAACGUGACAUUAGAUGGUUAUAGCUACAUACCUCAUUGUCGCAUCGGUGAAGGAUAUGUUGAUGUGAAUGAACCCUGCAAGCUCAAUUGCACCAACGAGAAACUAUUCAGCAUCUUAAAAGAUCGUAAAGCAAAUAUGACUUGCUUAAACAACAUCUUGAGUCACAGGUUAUGUUCAAAUGAUACAAGCAAAUUGCUGGAAUUAAAAAACACAUCUCAACUGGAUGACUGCUCUGCAUCAUGCGAUCUCGACGAACCGUGGAGACUCAUGGAAAUAUGUGAGGGGUGGGGCGCAGACGCCGCCGCGUCGUGCCAACCAAAAAACGUCAACGGCGAGGGAUUCCCGUCAAACCUAUCUUUUGUCGGAAAAAUAAAAUUAGGCUCGACGAUCACUGAACACAAUUGUGUUUACAUACGACUUCACCACAUCGAACUUCCAGAUGGCUCUACACAUUAUCCAAAUUGCAUAACGAAAGCUCAAUACCAGAUGGAGUCGUCGCUUUUCCAUACCUCGUGUAAGAUAACUUGCGACAACACAGUAGUAAACGAAGUGUUUCAAGCUGCUACGGAAAGUUAUGUUGAUACAACUACGCAGUACACAAAGCAGUUUUGGUUGUUUUUCAUGCUUAUGAUAAUCAGUUGGAUCGGUCAAGCAGUCGUGGUGACGUUCGCGGACGCAAUAUGCUUCAAUCUUUUAGGUGACAAAGCUUCUCAUUAUGGCAAGCAAAGGCUAUGGGGUUCCGUAGGUUGGGGAAUAUUCUCCCUCUUGACGGGUACAUUGAUAGACCUAUUCAGCGACGGCGCUUACAAAGAUUAUACAAUUGCAUUCAUUCUAAUGUUCGUUUUUCUACUCGGUGAUGUUGCUGUUUCAUGUUUCUUGAAAAUCGAAACCACAAAAAUGUCUAUGAGUAUAUUGGCUGAUGUUGGUACUCUUCUAUCGUGUGUGCCCACUGUCGUAUUUAUGCUAUGGACAGUAGUUGUUGGAAUUUGUACUGGACUUAUAUGGCAAUUCUUGUUCUGGCAUUUGGAAGAUAUCGCCGCAGCCACUUGCGACGGUUCUGAGUACAUUAAAACCCUACAAGGUUUAGUAAGCGCGAUCCAAACCUUUGGCGGAGAGAUACCGUUCCUGUUUGUGUCAGGAUACAUCCUCAGGAAGGUCGGCCAUGUGAACAUGAUGACGCUCGUAUUGUUCGCCUUCGGAGUCAGAUUCGUUCUGUACUCGUUACUCACCAACGCGUGGUGGGUUCUACCCAUCGAAUUGUUCCAAGGCAUCACGUUCGGAAUGUUCUAUCCGACGAUGACGUCAUACGCCAACGUCGCUUCCCCUCCCGGCACCGAAACUACCGUUCAGGGUCUAGUGGGUGCUAUUUUCGAAGGCGUGGGUACUUCACUGGGCAGCUUCAUCGGUGGACGCCUGUACGAAUCGUACGGUGGCAGGAACACGUUCCAGUGGUUUGGCAUAGGAUCACUCGUGUUCUGCGUCAUUCAUAUUGUUGCUCAAUACUUUAUAAGAAGGAACCCUGCCCAUGUUGGAUUCAGACAAGGGUAUUCUUCAGUGAUACGGUACGAACAACCGAACGACAUGGUGCAUAUCUUAGAAGAUAUGGCGGAGAGUCGGUAAUACAUGAAUGUAUUCAUCAGAAGGUUCCUAAAAAUAAACUCUGAACUUAUAAAGUUACUUACUUACUGUAAGCUCUUAAAUCACUGUGAUAAAUGUACAUAAUUUAUUUCUUUAUUGAUACAAUGUGUAUUAUGAUUAUGAAUCAAUAUCGGUAAAUUAUACGGAUGCUGGAUUGGUAGUUUAUGGAAUAGAUACGCAAUAUGUUUUGGCUGUGUAGCUUUAUGUAAUUUUAAUUUCGGACUUUGUUCUUAAUGAUGUAUUUGAUAAACUUUAUUUUGUUUAAAUUUUCUUGAGAUAGCAUUGUGAGAGAGACGUUGUUCAAGCAGACGUGGAGCUUAACUUUGGUUGCCUUGGAACAAGCGAUUGACCUUGCAUUAUAAUACGUAGGUAUAUUUUUUUAUUUAAACGAUUAUACAAAAUAACAUAAAAAUUAAAAAAGAAUCUGGACCAGAUAUCAAAGGGGGAGUGUGGGUUCGAUUCUCGCCCGGAGCUCUAGAUUUUUAGUAAAAAAUAUCAGUAAUUGUAAAAUAUAUCUUUUGAUAUCAGAAUGUAGGUAGUAGUUAAAUUAAAAAAAUAAAUUAAUAGUCUGUUUAAAUAUAUAUAACUAGCUUAAACACUCGAUAUGUCAUAAAGAGACACAAUUUAAAUUGCUUAUUUGAAAUUUCUCCCCAUUGAAAAAUCUGGCCUGCUUAUCCUCGCUUGCGCUCGUCGUGGUCUUAGUUCGUUGGAAUGGAA
This is a messenger RNA of Chilo suppressalis (striped riceborer), 3135 nucleotides long. Lineage: Eukaryota; Metazoa; Arthropoda; Insecta; Lepidoptera; Crambidae. The record is from the annotation of a GenBank genome assembly.